Molecule: messenger RNA, 1382 nt
Organism: Clupea harengus (Atlantic herring)
Lineage: Eukaryota; Metazoa; Chordata; Actinopteri; Clupeiformes; Clupeidae
Product: MAPK regulated corepressor interacting protein 2-like
Source: RefSeq, a predicted model, not a curated record
GACCUGACCAGUUCUGGACGGCGUGUGAGAAGCAUUCGAUAGCCUACUGAAUAGCCUACCUGCUUCUUGUCAGAACUCGGUAUAGUACCCCUCAAGAGGUCCCAAGGGUCCAAGUGAAUCACCUACCUCCACUAGGCUCUGCAGGUACAAGCCAGUGGGAACAGCUCUACAAAUCUGUGAUGUAGUAAUGUUAUCGGGAGUCAUCCAUGCUUUUAACCUAGACUGACCUACACCGGUAUUGCAAAGACGCUUCAUUCGUUUGCUUGUGUUUGAGAGUUGAGGAACAGUUGCUGGCCUACUCAGAAUUCGCUGAAAAGAUAUCAAGUCAUAUUCCAGAUACAAAUUUCACCGUGGCUGCCAACAGAGAAAGACCGUGCCAAGGACUAUCACGAGGAUAUACAUUUAUUUCAAGAAAUAUUUGUGUGCCUUUACCUGAUCGUCUUUGCUGCGCAACCUACUUGGACAUUAAGCAAGUAUUUGGACACUUUUCAAAGUGCCACACUGAAUUUUGCACAGAGUUUUCCAGCACAUGAUGUACACAAUUACAAGGGGUCCCAGCAAACUUGUUACGCAGAGGAGAACAGGUCCAACACAACAGAUUGACAACAAAAUAAACGACUUCAAGCACAAACAAACAUCUUGGACAGCGACAAGCUCCCCUGCACCCAAGAUUGUGUUUAAUGGAUUAAACAAGAAGAAACUCCACACACAAACUACACCACAGGCAGAUGCCCAGGCUGAAGGAUUUACCCCCUCUCACGAAGAGAAUGUCAAGUUUGUAUAUGAAGCCUGGCAGGAGGUGGAGCAGCAGCUGGGAGAUGGAGAUGCAGCAGCAGCAGCAGCAGCAGGGGACUCUGGAGCAGGUCUGGGACCUGUGCAGUACUCAGAGAGGACUCCCAAUCCCCAGCUGAAGAAUUUUGUGCCGAUUGAUCUGGAAGAGUGGUGGGCCCAGCGUUUCCUUGCCAACAUUGCCAACCUCUCGUGAUUGGCUCAGAGGGGAACUGGCCCAGAGGAUCUGGGGGGACUCCCCGAGUGAGGUGUGGGUUGGAGGCUCAGCGCUUGGGGGAAAAAAGGAGGAGAGUCUUGCGCGACACAGAGGUGUUUAGGCUUUAGGGAAGAGCUCUUUAGGGCCAUCACUGGGACACUGGCGCAUUGCCACUACAACAUCUGAACUCUGACCCCUUUUUUUAGCCUUUAAACUCUAGUUUGUCAACACUAACCACUGUCCUUUUGGCCAGUCAGCAGGAGGAGGGUUGAUGAAUGUUUCUCUUGUUUGAAUUUUUUUUUUGUUGUUUUUUUUUAUUUUUCAUUUUGGGUCUUUGUCAACCCCACACUGAAAUGUCUGUAUUACUUUGAAAUGCAGUAAAUGUGUAUUUUCAAAA